AGAAAGGCCGUGGUCAUCGACUGCGAGAUGAUGAUGACGGACGACCCCUACGGACGGGGUCGAAGCUACAACGCGCUGGCGUACCUGGCGGCGGUGGACUUCCUGACUGGGGAGGUGCUCAUCGACCGCUACGUGCGGCCCGCGGGGCGGGUGACGUACUGGAACACCCGGGUCACGGGCAUCACGCCAGGGAAGAUGAACGCGGCCAUCAAGCACGGGCAGGCGUUCGGGUCGUGGGAGACGGCCCGCCAGGCGCUGUGGGAGUUCGUCGACCGCGACACGGUGCUGAUCGGGCAUGCGCUACACAACGAUCUCAACGCCUUGGGGAUCAUCCAUCCGCGUGUGGUCGACACGGGGAUCGUCACGGCCGAGGCCGUGUUCUCGACGCAGUGGGGAGAGAUGAGGCGGUUCCCGCGGCUGUGGGGGCUGAAGACCCUGGCGAUGGACAUGCUGGGGCGACACAUCCAGGGCAGUAGUCAGGGGCACAGUGCCGUCGAGGACGCGUUGGCGACCAGAGAUGUUCUGGUCUGGGGGCUGGAGAACCCGGUUCUCUUGGGGGAGUGGGCGCGUCGAGAGAGGAGACUGCGCGACGAACUUUUCGGCUUCGUGCUGUCUGACAGUGACAGCGUGAAGAGCGAGGGCUCGGACGCUGCAUCUUGGUCCGACUUUGAUGGGGACUUGGUCUCGUCUCCUUCGGAUUCCAUUGGCGACCCCUGUGGGGUGAAGCCCUCAACAUUCUGGUGA
Messenger RNA from Aspergillus japonicus CBS 114.51, 744 nucleotides. RefSeq lists its product as uncharacterized. The record is from RefSeq and is a predicted model, not a curated record. The annotation marks the transcript as partial. Gene Ontology annotation, molecular function: exonuclease activity; nucleic acid binding. Gene Ontology annotation, biological process: ribosomal large subunit assembly; rRNA processing. Gene Ontology annotation, cellular component: nucleus. The transcript has a single exon. Lineage: Eukaryota; Fungi; Ascomycota; Eurotiomycetes; Eurotiales; Aspergillaceae.